Messenger RNA from Talaromyces amestolkiae, 1452 nucleotides. RefSeq lists its product as uncharacterized. Lineage: Eukaryota; Fungi; Ascomycota; Eurotiomycetes; Eurotiales; Trichocomaceae. Gene Ontology annotation, molecular function: phosphomevalonate kinase activity; ATP binding. The record is from RefSeq and is a predicted model, not a curated record. Gene Ontology annotation, biological process: ergosterol biosynthetic process; isopentenyl diphosphate biosynthetic process, mevalonate pathway. Bases 1 to 1452 code for a protein of 483 amino acids. Gene Ontology annotation, cellular component: peroxisome. The transcript is spliced from 2 exons.
AUGCCCGUCCAUCCCAACGCAACCACCGCGGUCUCAGCGCCGGGCAAGGUGCUUCUUACUGGAGGCUACCUAGUGCUCGACCGACACUACACUGGCACUGUAUUUGCUCUCGAUGCUCGAAUCCACGCCGUUGUCCAGCAGCUCCAGCGCGACCGAAAAGGCUCCAACCAGCCCGAAACCCCGCCAACAUCUGACGAGGCGGCAGACAGCCAGGCCGAGAGCGUUAUUGUUCGCUCACCACAAUUUAUAGACGCGGUCUGGGAAUAUGGUGUUCAACGGUGCGAGCAGGGCGGGGGAGUUAAAGUCACACAGCAAAACGAGGGUCCGAGGAACCCUUUUGUCGAGACAUCUUUAAAUUACGCUUUGACAUAUAUCAGCUAUGUAGCUGAUUCGAAAGACCUUGGUUCCCUGUCCGUCACGAUAUUGGCCGACAACGACUACUACUCAGACGCCAAUCAACCAACAAACAGCAAUCGACGAAACCGCGGUGCAUUCCGUGACUUUGGUGUCAAAUUAGAGGAUGCCCACAAAACAGGACUGGGCUCGUCGGCCGCUUUGGUCACAGCAUUGGUAUCGGCACUUGUGAUGCAUCGUACCAUGCACCCGGAUGAUCUCCUUGCCGUUAGAGACAAAUUACACAACCUAGCCCAAGCUGCACACUGUGCCGCCCAGGGAAAGGUGGGCUCUGGGUUUGACGUGGGAGCGGCCGUCUUUGGAUCGUGUUCGUACCGACGCUUUUCUCCUUCUAUUCUCGAGGGCUUGGGUGAUGUCGGGUCUCCUGGUUUUGAAGAGAGGCUGUUCUCAACAGUGGAAGACUUGGAUUCUGCGCAACCCUGGGACACUGAAUUCAUGGAUGUUAAUAUGAAACUGCCACCUGGAAUGCAAAUGGUUCUUGCCGAUGUUGAUUGCGGAUCACAGACACCGUCGAUGGUCAGAAAGGUGCUUGAAUGGCGCAAGCAGAAUAAAGAAGAAGCCGAUCAGCUGUGGGACAGUCUGCAAGCAAACAACGAGAAACUGCGCCAGGAACUUCGACGUAAUGCCGGAAAUCGGGCAGACCCAGAGACUGAGGCUGCCCUCGCUGCCGACGUCUCCAAGAAUGCGCGCAUUCUGAUACAACGAUCACGAAACCUGUUAAAGACCAUGACAGAAAAGUCUGGCGUCCCUAUUGAACCACGCGUACAGACAGAACUUCUCGACGCUGUUUCGGCAGUAGAAGGGGUAAUAGGAGGCGUUGUACCUGGUGCUGGAGGAUACGAUGCAGUGGUUAUUUUGAUUCGGGAUGAUAUAGAAGUCGUUCAACGACUAAAUCAUUUGUUUGAGUCUUACUCAAAUCAAGUCGAAGACGACUUUGGCGGAAAGAUAGACAGAGUGCGCAUGUUGGGCGUUCGACAUGGAUCAGAGGGUAUCAAAAACGAGCAUAACAACCUGGGCAAUUACCUGGCGUGGCUAUAG